AAAUUACUUUUUAACACUCUUUAAUUAGUUUGGCCCCCACCUAAUUCUCUUCUCUUUCUCUUUCUCUUUCUCCCAAAUGCUCAACUAUAUCCUCUCACUCUCUUUUUCUUUGUCUCCUCACUUCUUCUGCAACUUGGCAACAAGAAGAGGUAUGGUAUUAUGAUAUUCUGUGUUUUGAGGCAAUAAGCUUUUUUCUUAAAAGCUUAGAAAAACAAAAACAAAAAACAAAAAUCAAAGUUAGUGAAAUCUUAUAAUGCCAGUUCCACUAGCACCAUAUCCAUCACCACCAGCAGCAGCACCAUAUACAACUCCACCUUCAAAUGGUGCACAAAGCCAACUAGUAUGCUCUGGAUGCCGGAAUCUUUUACUGUAUCCGGUCGGGGCUACCUCGGUAUGCUGUGCUGUUUGCAAUGCAGUCACAGCAGUACCGCCACCCGGCACAGAAAUGGCUCAGCUUGUGUGUGGAGGUUGCCAUACUUUACUAAUGUACAUAAGAGGAGCAACAAGUGUGCAAUGUUCUUGUUGUCACACUGUUAAUCUUGCCUUGGAAGCAAAUCAGGUGGCACAUGUGAAUUGUGGGAAUUGCAGGAUGUUGCUGAUGUACCAAUAUGGGGCAAGAUCUGUGAAAUGUGCAGUUUGCAAUUUUGUGACAUCAGUUGGGGUCCCAACAACAACCACAACUGAACAGAAAUUCAAUGGCUAAAAAUAUCAAACACUUGAAAUGAAUUGAUGAUCAUAUCAUAUCAUAUCAUGUCAUGAGGCUAUAACUAUAUAAGAAGAAGAUGAUAUGUCAAAUAAUCAGAGAAUUUUUUUUCUCUUCUCUAAGUGAUCUCAUCCAUUGUAUAGAGUUUUUUCUUCUUCUUUUUUUUUUUUCCCACUUUUGUGUGACCCUUCCAAAAGAAUAAGUAGUUUUCUUUUUUCUUAUGUGAGAAUGACUUUUAGAGUGUGAGUGUUCAUGAAAAUCUUCGGAUAAGGAUAAAACUAUGUCACCAAUUUUCUUUUUCACGUUAUUGUUUGGACAAAUUUGCUGUAUUGGAUUAAUUAAUGUCAUUCUUAUAUUGAGAAAAUGAAAAGGAAAAAAAAUUUCUUUUGAAA
Molecule: messenger RNA, 1095 nt
Organism: Cannabis sativa
Lineage: Eukaryota; Viridiplantae; Streptophyta; Magnoliopsida; Rosales; Cannabaceae
Product: protein LOL1
Exons: 6
Coding region: 254-703 (149 amino acids)
Source: RefSeq, a predicted model, not a curated record